This is a messenger RNA of Propithecus coquereli (Coquerel's sifaka), 603 nucleotides long. Its product is annotated as cationic trypsin-like. NCBI's taxonomy places the organism in Eukaryota, Metazoa, Chordata, Mammalia, Primates, Indriidae. The transcript is spliced from 5 exons. Gene Ontology annotation, biological process: proteolysis. The coding region runs from base 1 to 603 and encodes 200 amino acids. The record is from RefSeq and is a predicted model, not a curated record. Gene Ontology annotation, molecular function: serine-type endopeptidase activity.
AUGAAGACCUGCAUCUUUCUUGCUUUGCUGGGAGUUGCCGUCACUUUCCCCAUUAAUGAUGACAAGAUCGUCAGGGGCUACACCUGUGAGGAGAAUUCUGUCCCCUAUCAGGUGUCCCUGAACUCUGGCUACCACUUCUGCUGCGGCUCCCUCAUCAACGACGAGUGGGUGGUAUCCGCGGCUCAUUGCUACGAACUCCGAAUCCAGGUGCGUCUGGGAGAACACAAUAUUGAUGUCACUGAGGGCAAUGAGCAAUUCAUUAAUGCAGCCAAGAUCAUCGUCCACCCUGAAUACAAUGAAGGGACCAUUGAUAAUGACAUUAUGCUAAUUAAGCUGAGCUCACCCGCCAAGAUCAACUCUCAAGUGUCCACGAUUUCUCUGCCAAGAUCCUGUGCAGCUGUUGGUACUGAGUGCCUUAUCUCUGGCUGGGGCAACACCCUGAGCUUUGGCGUCAGCUACCCUGAUGUACUGCAGUGUCUGGAGGCUCCCAUCCUCUCUGACACCACCUGCCACAACGCCUACCCAGGCCAGAUUACUAGCAAUAUGUUCUGCCUGGGCUUCCUGGAGGGUGGAAAGGACUCUUGCCAGAUUAUGAACCAGUGA